Molecule: messenger RNA, 3810 nt
Organism: Alligator sinensis (Chinese alligator)
Lineage: Eukaryota; Metazoa; Chordata; Crocodylia; Alligatoridae
Gene: ALS2CL
Product: ALS2 C-terminal like
Exons: 26
Coding region: 148-3018 (956 amino acids)
Source: RefSeq, a predicted model, not a curated record
UCGGGUGCCAGACGUAGCUAGUUUGUGCUUAGAAGAGGAGGGGAGGUUUUCUGUUCCCCUGAAGAAGUGGGAUGUGGGCAGAGCCGCUGUGGCGGUAGGUGGCUUUUGUGGCAAUGUAGAGCUGUCUUCUGGCUUCCAGCGGAGGACAUGGGCACUGCUGAAGGAAUAACGUCACUUCUGCGAGCGGAAGAAACCUUCUCGGCUUGUCUAGCCCGGAUCGACUCCAUCAUUCUCAAGCCUAUGUUGCAAGCAGAGCCUUAUGAUCAGAAAGGAAAAGAAAACUUCAAACUCCUGCUGCUGUUGAACGACCGAUUCCACGCUCUCUGGGACGUGACGGAGGACCACCACCGAGCACUAUGGCAGAAGUUCAGCACGUCCACGUCCUUCCACAUCCAAGACAUCUACAUCAUUUGGAAGGCAGACCUGUUUCUUAAGCACUACAUCCAGUACUUCACAACUUUUUCAAACUGUGUUGUAGUCCAGAGCUUUGACCAAGCUGCAAAGAAUAAGAGCGAAGCUUGGAAGCAUCACAAGACAGCGCUGAAGCAAUUUCUCACAGAUGGGAUCCAAGAGACCUCCGUAUCCUUGGCCCUGCAUACCAUCCUCCAGAAACCCAUCCGAGAGCACGUCCAGCAGUAUUCCCUCAUCCUUACCAGGUUGAGCGAGGCCACCGGAAAGCAGUGCCCUGAGAGAGACCUGAUUACCAGUGCCAUCAAGGAAUAUGCAAAGCUGCAGUCUUUCAUCAGCCAAGUGCUGGAUGAAGCCAGUUUGACCAAAGCCCUGUGGAAAUCCUUGGGGCACAAACUCACGGAUGCACUCUGUCUUCCUGAGCGCAAGCUGCUGGAGGACAGCAAAAAUCUUCCAAUUUUUGCCAGUACGGGCCGGUCGGACCAGGUACUGCUCUUCAAUGAUGCCCUAGUACUCGUUCAGGGGAGCAGCUUUCAGAGUUUUGAUCUGAAGGUCUUGUGGGUCGAUGCAACCUGCGGGGAGAAGCCGGCCCCAGAACUGUAUAGUCUCCGCAUCAUUACGCCAGAAGAUACGUUCUUCCUCUCCACCAAGGAGCCACAGAUAAGGGCUGUCUGGCGGUGGAAGCUGAGUCAAGCGGUGCGUCAGGCGCUGAACGGGAAGAGAGACUUCCCUUUAUGGAGCAAAGCUGGAGAAGGAAACGAGCCUCCGAUCUGUCGCUGUUUCAAGCACAUCUUCCAGAUGGAGGGCAGGCUCAAGAACGCGGCGUACGAAGGAGAAUGGUGUUGGGGGAAACCGCAUGGCAAGGGGACGCUGAAGUGGCCUGAUGGACGUAACCACGUUGGAGACUUCAAAGAGGGCUUGGAACAUGGGUUUGGGAUCUGCCUUAUCCCUCGCAUGUCUGAAGAUCGCUUUGACUGCUAUAAAUGCCACUGGUUUGAAGGCAAAAUGAGAGGCUAUGGAAUCUGUGAGUAUGGAAACGAGAUGGUCUACAAGGGCUACUUUAAGGAUGACCUGCGUCAAGGCUUUGGCAUCCUGGAAGGCACCUCAGCUGAGCAUCCCUUUAAGUAUACAGGGCAAUGGGAAAACGACAAGAAGAACGGCUAUGGAGUCUGGGAUAACAAAAACAGGGGGGAGAGAUACAUUGGGAUGUGGCAGGAUGACCACCGGCACGGCGAAGGCAUUGUGGUGACUCAGUCCGGCGUUUGCUACCAAAGAACGUUUCACGCAGAUAAAAUGGUGGGCUCUGGGAUUCUGCUUUUGGAAGAUGACUCUAUCUAUGAAGGCAGCUUCACGGAAGAUCUGCUGUUCGUUGGAAAGGGAAAGCUGACCUUUGCCAAUGGCUUCACUCUGGAGGGCACCUUUAGUAACAAGUCGGGUCAAGGGCUGCAGACACAGGGAGUCCUGAACACUUCCAGCGAUCAGCUGGGCGACAGAAUGAUCAAAGUUCAGUUGGGUCUUAACAAAUUCCCAGUGGAGACGAGAUGGCGGGGAAUCUACGACCAGUUUUUGGGGUUCGUCCACUCUGGCUGCAAAGAAGAAACCGAGGAGUCUUUCACGGGGUUUCACGUGCAGACAAGCAAGGAGCUACGGAAAUCUCAGGAGUAUCUCUGCUGCCAAAGAGGGGCUGAGGAUGUACCUGGUAAGAUGGAAGACAUCCUUGAAGAGCUAGUUCAGCAUCGCGAGCUGGAGCUGCUGCAGUGCUAUCUACAAAAGGUUCUGAAUUCUUCCCUCCACCCAUUAGGAAAGCUGCUGAAGACCCUGACAUUAGCCUUUCAAGCAACCUACUCUGGGACAGGGGCAAACAGACACCUACUGAGCAUGGCCCAAGAGGAGGUCAAGCACUAUGCAAAGAAAAUAUGGGAGUUUUACCAAGGUUUGCUACACUUGGCCCUGGAGCAGAAAGGCCACCCACUGGCAGAGAUGGAAGAUGCAGAGACAAGCAACCUGAAUGCCUACGGCAUGAUUUUACCUCUGAUCCUGCCCUGUUUCUACCCGGAGCUUUUCAUGCUCUACAUGCUGUAUCAUGAAAAGGAAGAUGACCUCUACUGCCAAGGCAUUGUGGACCUGAGUUUGUUUUCUGACCUAAAGCUGCUGGAGUUCCUGGAUGUCCAGAAGCACCUGUGGCCCCUCAAAGACCUCACCCUAACAAACAAUCAGAGGCGCUCCCUGAUCAAAGAUAAGUGCUUCCUUUCUGCCACUGAAUGCCUGCAGAAAAUAAUCACGACCGUGGACCCCCGGGAAAAACUGGAGGUGCUCCAGAAAACGUAUGAGGAGAUUGAAAGCACCGUGUCACGGGUGGUGGGGAAGGACUAUAAACUCCCAAUGGACGAUCUCUUACCGCUGUUUAUGUACGUUGUGUCACGAGCCAGUAUACAACAUCUAGGUGCAGAAAUACAUUUGAUCAGGGAUUUGAUGAAUCCUACUAACGAAGGAGGGAUGUAUGACUUUCUGUUAACAGCGCUGGAGUCUUGUUACGAGCACAUUCAGAAGAACAUCAAGCUCCAUCACAGAGAGACUUGGCAAUCAUCACGUGAUUCCCGACGUUUAUAAUCCAGAGGGCUCUGGUUUGUGCAUUUUGAUGGAAGGCUGUUAGGUGAAGGAACUGAGUCACUGCCACUCCGGUUACCUUUCCAAUGGGAAGAAUGCUUAUUUUGGAUCCGAGCUUUUAUUUAUAAUAUAAAAGCCUGGACUCAUUAAGAUACCACGAUCAAGACGCUUCCCUCCCAAAACUCUUGCCCUUGGUGGGACUUGGAUCUGUGCUUCUCUCCCUGACAAACAAUAAAGCAAAAAUGGACUCUAAUGCAACAGCCAAACUAUAACCAAAGCCACUGAAUAUUGGCCUGAAAUCCUCAAGCCUUCAUUUUUGUGUUCUGGGAAAAACCAUUUCCAGAACAACCCAUUCUGUGGAAUGUGUAUUGAAAUCUUAGCAUAUUUCCCCUUCAUUUUACAAGCGGCCUCUGCCCUAUAAUCCCAUUUUUAACAACUCUUGUUUUUAUGUAUUUAUUUUGUACUGGCAAACUACCCAAAGAGGGAAAAUGUAUUUAUAGGAACCAUAAAAUGAAGCCAAAAGAGCUGACCAAAAGCUGCAUGCCUAGAACGGAUCCGUGGAUAGACUCAGCUGCAUGGAAACAGAAAAGGUCCCUCUCCUUCCCCCAGUAACUCUUAAUGAAAUAGUGAAGCUGAAGGCUGCGUGUAGCUGAAAGGAGGAUCGCGCCCCAUCCUCUUGGCCAGACAGGCUGAGCCAGACCCUCUCUGCUCCAACUCUGCUGCAUUUUGAAAGCUGCUAUGGACUAAUUUCCCUUGUUUGCUGCUGUUUAAUUGUAAAUUAUUAUUUCCCCUUGC